UUAUGCUAAGCGUAAGCACUACCGGUGGCGUAACAUUACUCAAAUCCCUCAACUUCAAACAUUCCAAUUGAAUGAAAUAAAUGACGAUUGUUGACAAAACCGCGAAAACGAAACUGCGAAUCUAAUGGCGCCACCAGAGAGACGCCGUUAAAAUCUGAGCCUUAUGAUGACCUGGCAGCAUGCGUGGCAUCCUUCAGCGUCAACCUGACGAAUAGUAAGGCGCCAGAUUUGCAAAAGGGUCCCUCAGUUUGCGCCAAAUUUUAGAAACUUUUUUCUCACUAUGAGUCUUCAUCAUUACAAACCCACCGCACCCUCCGAGUGGACUCGUUGACUCGCCCAAACUGACUCGCUAACUCGCUCGCUUGCCGUGUAAUCCAAUGGAGCUUCAUCACUCGCCGCCUUAUCGCUCUUAAUCUGGAAAAAACUGAAAGUAAUUCAAUCUCAAAAAUAUAAUUCUUUUUUCUUUUAAAUAUUAUUUUUUUCUUGUUGUAUUCGAUUGAAAGAAAUGAUGAAGUAUGAGAAUCAAGACGACGGCGAUGCCGGCCUUCACGAAUCCCAAGACGAAAUGGAAUCACUGCCGCUCGACGAACCAUCCGUCGUCAGCGGCGGGGCGACUCCCACCCCGGGCCGCGAGCCGACCGGCCGGACUACUUUCUACACGUACCUGAUCACGAUGAGGACGAACAUUCAAGGUUUCGGAGGAUCCGAGUUCAUAGUGCGGCGGCGGUUCAGGGACGUGGUGGCGCUGUCGGAGCGGUUAUCGGAGACGCACAGAGGGUUUUUCGUCCCCGUACGACCGGAUAAGAGCGUGGUGGAGAGCCAGAUGAUGCAAUCGGAGCAGUUCGUGGAGCAGCGGAGGGCUCAAGUGGAGAAGUACCUGAACAAAUUGGCGGCGCACCCGGUGAUUCGGAGGAGUGAGGAGCUUAGAGCGUUUUUGAUUACCAGAGGGAGGGUUUUGCAGCUUCCGAAGAGCGUGGACGUGUCGCCGAAGCAGCCUUCGGUUGUGGCGGCGGAGGGGAGAACCGGCGGGGACUUGAUGAGGAUGUUCAAGGAGUUGAGACAGUCGGUGGUGAAUGACUGGGGAAGAGUCAAGCCUCUGGUUGUUGAGGAAGAUAAGGAGUUCUUGGAGAGGAAAGAAUGGCUCUUGGAGUUUGAGCAACAGCUUAGCAAUUUGUCUCAACAGGCUGAGGCUCUGGUAAAAGCUCAGCAAGACAUAGGAGAGACAAUGGGGGAAUUGGGGUUGGCAUUUGUGAAAUUGACCAAGUUUGAGACGGAUGAAGCCGUUUUCAACUCACAAAGAGUAAGAGCCGCUGAUAUGAAAAACGUGGCGACUGCUGCUGUUAAAUCCGGCAGAUUAUAUAGGGAGUUAAAUUCGCAGACGGUUAAGCAUUUGGAUAAACUCCACGAUUAUCUAGGAGUUAUGUUAGCUGCCAACACUGCAUUUUCGGAUCGAUCAAGUGCUUUACUUACAGUUCAGACUCUGUCAACCGAGCUAACUUCCUUGAAGUCUAGGAUUGAGAAGCUUGAAGCUGCCUCGUCCAAAAUAUUUGGUGGGGACAGAUCAAGGAUGCGCAAGAUAGAGGAGUUAAAAGAAACUGUCAGACUUACUGAGGAUGCAAAAUCUUCUGCUGUAAGAGAAUACGAAGGGAUCAAGGAACACAACAGAAGCGAGCUUGAAAGGCUUGAUAAAGAAAGGCAUGACGACUUUAUGUGCAUGUUGAGAGCUUUUGUACUUAAUCAGGCAGGAUAUGCAGAGAAGAUGGCAAAUGUGUGGGAAAAACUCACGGAGGAGACCGGUGAAUACGCUAGAGAAGGAAAAUCUGUUAACUUUUAACUGUCAAUCUUUGCUAUCAGCUUUUCCAUUGUUUUCUUCUCUCUAAAUGUACGUAUACCAAUACAAGUUACAAAUUGACAUCAAAUUGUUGUGUACUCUAACAAGUUUUACUAAUACCAGCAAGAGUUUGCGCCUUGCGGGCAAUCAAUCAUUCAAGCGAAAAUAAAAGGGUAGCCUAUACGACUAUAUUGUAAUUCAAACCAUCUUUUCAUCUACAGGUU
Morus notabilis is the source of this 2055-nucleotide messenger RNA. Its product is annotated as sorting nexin 2A. Gene Ontology annotation, molecular function: phosphatidylinositol binding. The record is from RefSeq and is a predicted model, not a curated record. NCBI's taxonomy places the organism in Eukaryota, Viridiplantae, Streptophyta, Magnoliopsida, Rosales, Moraceae. The transcript is spliced from 5 exons. Bases 506 to 1834 code for a protein of 442 amino acids.